AUUGUGUUUUUGUUUGUUUUAAUGUGUAGCUGCAGAAUCUUCGUGAGCAUUGCCUUUUGCCUCAAAUCAAAUGUGCUUGUAGGUAUAUCAAGUGUGUUACUAAAUAUUUUGGAUCUCUAUCUUUAAAACUAUAAAUGUUUUAACGGUUGAACAACAAAAUCCGUUGUAGUCUAGCUGGUCAGGAUACUCGGCUCUCACCCGAGAGACCCGGGUUCGAGACCCGGGUUCGAGUCCCGGCAACAGAGAUUUUUGACUCUUGUAAAUGAUAUUCAUAUAUGUUUUAUGUUUUAAGUUUUAUGAUAUCGCUGAUUCUGUUCAGGCUCAGGACAAGACUUCCUCGGAAAGAAUAGCUUCUUGCCGUCAAGCAUUGCACGGUUUGAAUGGUGCUGCUUCGGUUUUCAUAUAAUCAAUGUCGGUAAUUAUCUCCCCGAUAUUGAAUAUCAGAUGAACUCUGAGCAUAGUUGUUUUGAAGCAAUUUUGACGUUGACGAUCCCGGAAAUGUAGAAAGUUAGUGAAGUAAUUGCCAAGAUGAUGUUUGAGCACGUAAAAUAGAACACAAGCGAUGGAUAAUAUGUCUAACGAUUAGUUUCAAAUCAAUAGAACACUUUACAGUUUGAAUACAUUGACUUGCUAACAUAUUAAAACUACUUUAAAAUGUUUGCUAUGUGAACAUACAAUUAAAACAUUGUAUAAUAGUUUCAUUUAUCUCAUUUCUUAUUAACUUCUUAAUUUUUGUAGUUCUGAAGAUCAGACUCGAACCUGUGACCUACAAAACCGAUUCCACCAAACUAAUGUUGAGACAUGUUAAUGCUUUUAGUUUUUCAACUUUGCCUUUCUAUCUCUCUUCGUUUGAGGACUCCUACUACAGAUAGCUGCUGAUUUUCAUGGUAAUGGUAGACUCAUUUUAUAGGAUAAAACCAUAUCCAGAUAGAUAUAUUCGGUACUUUUGAUAUAUGCGUUUAUUGGAUCCACAGUGCCAUCCUUUUGAUAAAAAGAGAAUUUCUAGAUACAUUAAUAAUCACAAAAUAUAGUAUUAUAGAAUAAUUGUAUAAAUGUUUUCCCACAUCAAAAUGAGUUCCAAUAGUUGAUGGGGAACACAUAGUCAUAAUGUAAAAUAUGAACGGAUUCAAAUUCAUGUGUAUGAAAUGUUAGUAAAAUUAUUAAAUAAUGAAUUAGUUAUAAAUCGAUAUUAAAGUUAGGAACAAUUAAUCAUCUAAGACACGAAACAUUAUAAUAAAGCAAAACCUAGAAUUUUGUCUUGUUUUAGGUGCGUUUCUUGUCUUGCUUUAGUAACAUGCUAAAACAACAAAGAGUCUACUUUAUUGGGAUUCCUCACUCUAAUAAAAAAAAUAAAAAAAUCCUCCGAACAAGUUUUGAAAAUAGAUGUUCACAAAAAUCAAGUUAAAUAUAGACUAUAGUUAUGAUUCUUACAUUUUUUUUUCUAAACGGAUUUUUUUACUUGUUUAUACUUGGCGAGUUUUGAUGUAUUCCAUCUACGUUUCUUUUACCUAAAUCUGUCUUGUUCUAUUUAUGUCAACAAAUACUAUACAAGUUUAAAUAUUUUCCCACCAUGUGAAAAAGUCGUUCUCAAACAACGGUGUUUAUAUUUUGACGUCUAUAUACAUGACACACUCACACAUCACAUACUAAUAAUACAUUUAUAUAGAUCUGUACAUUACAAGUUAGUAUAAUAUACAUGGACACUUAUUAGUUAAAGAGUAUCCGAGUAAGAAAGGAGGUAAAGAGACUUUCAUAAAUGUGAAUAGAAUGACAUACAGAAGCAUGUUGGGUCCAAAAUAGAGGCUUUUUAUGUAAAAUAAUAAAUCUUUUGCGAUUUAAAAAUUUAUAUAAAAGUGAAAAUUAAGCUAGGCUGUGUUUUUCUUCUUGAUUAAAAUUGGGAAAAUCAAAAAGCCUUUGAUUUCUGUGAGUUGUCGAAUGUUGUGGGCCAAAAGGUUCAUACUUUGAUUGUCAUUUUCCAACUCAUCAUUUCUCAUGUAAUCAUUACAUUCCUCUUUUUGUUUUCCUUUACCUUUGAUCCAAUAUGUUCCAUAUUUUUCUUACAAAAAAUUGCAAUCUUAUCAAAGAGACUAAUAAUUAUUGUUGGUUAAAAAAAAGACUAAUAAUUAUUGGACAUGUUUAAUUUUUAUUAAAAUGUCAGAAACCAGUUAAGUACUAGUUUAAGGCAUUUCCAAUUUAUAGUAUUAGUUUAGUAUCAAAAUCACACUAUUUUGGUGUAGUUCCAACACUAGAAAAAGUUAUAUUAAAUAUAACACUAUACACUUCAUGCUAGAAAUUAUUUUUAUAUUAUUAACACAAUUUUUUUUAUUUAAUAUUUAAAAUAUAAAUAAUUAUUAUUAGGUAACUAUAUUACAUACAAACAAAUGACACGAAAAAUGUUUUUUUCUACAAAUAUUAUAUAAUAUUUAACUAACAGGUUUAAAUAAUUUUUCAAUACACAUAAUAUUUACUAUAAAUAUUUAAUUGAUUAUUUUAUAGGUAUUUAAUCUCUAAUUUAUUAUUUAUUUAUUUGUACAUUUUAUUAAUAAAAAUAAGUAAUAGUAUUUUGUGUGUUGAAUACUAUCACACCAAAUUUAAUGUGAUAUUAUAGUGUUAUACUAAAACAAUAUGGUUUAUAAUAUUCGGUUUAAUGUGCUUUUGUGUAAAAAUCAUACCACAAAUAGAGUAUAUUGUUGGGUUAAAGAUGAUCUUAGAUUUGUUAAAAUUACUAUAUUAUUUUGUUGAGUAUAUUUCUUUCAUAAACGAGUUACAUCAAUUUACAUAUCAAAUGGUUAUUGUGGAUAACGAAUUAAGCUUCAAAUUAUUAUUACAUUUUUUUUGUUUUUUUAACAACAUUUUUUUUGUUAUUACAAGUAGUUUAGGUUGAUCAACAGAAUUAAAGUAUUUGUGUCUCUCAAAUGUUUAGGGUUUGUGUUCGCAUGGUUAAUUAUCUGUAAGCAUGAGCUGGUAUUUCUUUGUUGUUCAGUGACUUAUUGUUGACUGUGAAAAGUGAGUAAAAGAGAAGAAGAUAGAUUCAUCUUUGGUCGAUGAAUCUCUUGUAUGGUAAAUCUUACAAAUGUGUAUAAGAACUGAGUGAGCAUAUAUAAACUAAGUAACUAACCCCAUUCAAGGCCAUUUUUGGCAAGGAAGAUGUAUCGUACAAAGAUGCAAGGACCAAUUCAUAAGAAACAUCAUCAAGCAAAUCAACUAUACCGUUUUUACUGUCACAAUCUCUUACAGUAUUUUUACCGCUCCGCAACAUUUUACCAUGCUAUUAAACAUAAUGUUUCUUGUUUUUUUGACUAAAAUAAUGUUUCGUGUUUUCCUUAUUUGUUUAGAUACCCGUAGAGAAGGAAAAUCUUAAUCAUGAUAUUUAACUCAUGAUUAUAUAUGUGACACAGGCCAAACAUGAUAUAUUAUAUAUCGUUGAAUAAUUAUUAUGUUAUAUAGAGUAAUUUAUAUUGCAUUACUACCAUUAACUGUUUUGUCAUAAAUUAGUUAAGCAUUGUUAUAAUUAAAGGGCGUUUGUAAGAUAUUUUACCCCGACUAAACAAAAUGAUUACAAGGAUUUCUAUCUUUAGAUCUCCAUUCAUUAAAAUAAAGAGAACUAUUUUUGUCAACAUUUAAUCAUUUACCAAGUGCUAAAGUGAAAGGUGAAGUAAUAAUACAAUAAAACACCCACAUUAAUGGCAUUGAUUGCGUGAGGUUUAGUGGGAUAGGAGGCAACAAUGGGCGGCCGUGCCUCACACACACACACACACACAUACACACACGAUGCUCAAAUAAUUAUUAGAAAAAAAUACUGACGACUUAAGAAAAAAAACUUAUACGAUAAUGAAGUAUAUCUUUGAUGCUAGAAAGACAUUGAUUAAUAUACGAAAGUAGAUAAGGUAACAAAUGAUGAAUUAUGAACGUGGGAUAUGAUUUAAUUGGAAGAUUCUCGCCCACACGUCUGAUAAUAUAUCUACAUACACAUCGCUCUAUAUAUGUUUCAAGAUUAAAAGAUCAAUUAAAAAGAUUGAAGAUCGUAAUCAAUUAUUCACAUAUAUAUUACUUUAAAAAACGUAUAUAUAAUUUCUACUCUAAGAACAAACUUAUUCCACGAACAAUAAAAGCGUUUACAAGAAGGACAAGAUUUGCUUCCCAUGGUAGAGACACUCAGAGACCGUACUAGUACUACUACCACGAUAAAAAUAUACUUCCAAAAAUCAAAUUAAUAUGCAUCCACAAAACCUCACACAGAAUAACUAUACUUCAAAUAAUUGUUUUUUUUUGCGGGAAGAACAAAAAAAACACAAAAGAAAAGAAACAAAAAGAAAAGCCAAGACAAAUUUGAUCAGAUAAAGGAAAAAAUAAAGUUAAAGGUAAUAGCAUGCAUCGCAAAAAGCAUAUAAAUAAUUUAGUCUUUGAAUAUUUGAUAACGAUAACAUAUAAAAAUAUUUGAACCAUAUUUUUCAUAGCUCAAUUUCGAGAAAAGCUAUUCAACCCCAUUCAAAAAUAAAUCACAGUUUUUUUGUAAAAGAAAAAUAAAUCGUAGUUACUACUAAAUAUUCAUCACUUUCAAAAACACAACAUAUCUAGAAAAAAAAUGUUAAAAUUGUGAUAUCUAUGUUUUUAUUGGUUACUAAUCAUAAAUUAAAAUUUUCAAAUAGUAAUUAUUUUUAUAAAUUUAAAAUUAUGGAAAAUACAUAAUCAGAUAAAAUGAUGUAUUAUAGAUUUUAAAACAUACAUAAAAAUUAAUUUUAAAUCAUGAAAAAUAAAUAAUCACAGAAAAUGGUGUAUUAUAGGUUUUUAAACAUAUAUAAAAUGUAACAUACAAUCUAAUUUUUGAAUUGAAGGUACAAGUAAAAUACAUAAAAUUAAUGUUAUCCUAUGUAUUAGUUUAAUAAAAUGCAUACUUUUCAUCAAGAUAAAUGGUAUAAUCAAAGUUGUUUCUAUUGUUACUUCAAUCUGAUAAGUGUUCGAAUAUCGAGAAGCUUUAAUUACAAAAUGUAUGAAAAAGAGAAAAAAAAAUGGAGAGAAAAAGAAAAAGAAAAAGGAAGAAGCGAGAAAGCGAAAGGAGAGAGUGUCAUAGAGACAAGAAUUUAGUCCCGAAUCUUUAAAAUUCCAAAGAAUCCCUUUUAUUGGUUUUUCUAUAUAUAUAUUUUUAAAAACUAAUUUUUACUGUGGUUAAAGCAGUAAUUUUCCUAGUUGACGUAGAAGUUGCUUUGAUUGAUGCGAUAAUUGACAUGGUUAUUACUACGGUAGAACUGUAGAGAAGCAGCACUGACAAAUAUAUUAAUACUCAACUGGUAUCGUAAAAUAGUUAAAAACGAAUUUGGUUUACGUAUUUUUUUUUUUUGGUAAAAUAAAUUUGGUUUACGUAUUUAGAUCAGAGAAUUAGUUGCAUUACAUGUCUUAAAAUAGACCAAACAAUUUUUAUCGGAUGCUCGAUAUUUUUGCUUUUUUUUUUUUUUGUUUGUUAACUGGAUGAUCGAUGUUGUGUUACAUUAUGUUCUUUAAAUGUUUUGUUUCGUUGAAUCACCACUAUAUUUUAAUACUAAGAUGUAAGUCAAAAAGAGUUUAAACUAAACUGAAACAUGUGUGCAUUGGAAAUUUGUCAAAAGCAGUGUGAAAAUUUUGAUUUUUAGUUAAAAUCGCUUUUGACAAAGCAUGCAAAUGAUCCACUUUGUCACUAACCCAACAUGUAACGGGUUUAUAUUACACGAGACAAAACCGGAAGAACAUAGCUUCAGAUUGUUAUCUUUCUAAUUAGUAUUUACUAAACAGCAAUCACUUGAGUUUAAUGUUUUUUUUUGGUAAGACUUUACUCUAUCCAUAGGCAUGUUAACAAAAAGUGUAACUGAGGACAAGAACCAAAGUUUAACGUGUAAGAAUUUUAACCUUUAAUAUAUGUUUCCAUAACGAAGAUACAAAACAAGUUUUGGCUUAUAUGAUCAAUAAAGCUGGUUAAAAUAUCUACUAAUCAAACAUAAUCCAAUUUCCAUCUUUUGAUUAAAUAUUAAAAUCCUAGAUUACCACACGAAAACAAAAGAUACAAAAUUAAUUGUAAAUAUUUUUUUCAUAAUUUAUUUUAUUUUAUUUUGUUUCGUUUCUAUUCAUCUCCUUUCUUUUUCAAUACCUUGGAGGCAGACCAAGUUUCAGAAACAACACAACCAAUCUCUCUCUCUCUAACGUACGUAUUCUCUCUCUCUCUCUCUCUCUCUCUCUCUCUCUCUCCCUCUCUCUCUCUCUCUCUCUCUAUAACCAGAGAGACAGUGAUGUCACUACUCUAAGCAGAGGAAAGUAUCAACCACCAUUUCCCAGUCAUGAAUCCAUCAACGGACCCCGCAGCAGCUCUAGCUCCGCCUCCACAACCACCGCAGCCCCACCGUCUCUCAACCUCCUGCGACCGUCACCCGGAGGAGCGUUUCACCGGUUUCUGCCCUUCCUGCCUCUGCGAACGCCUCUCAGUCUUAGACCAAACCAACAACACCGCCUCCUCCUCCCGCAAACCUCCGGCCAUCUCCGCCGCGGCUCUCAAAGCCCUCUUCAAACCCUCCUCCAACGGAAACGCCAACGGUAACGGCCGGGUUAAACCCGGUUUCUUCCCGGAGCUCCGCCGCACAAAAUCUUUCUCCGCGUCGAAGAACAGCGACGGAAACGGACUCUCCGGCGCGUUUGAGCCGCAGCGAAGGUCUUGCGACGUCAGACAGACCUCUCUCUCGAACCUGUUUAGCCAAGACGAGCAGCGAAACGCUCCGACGACUAUCCCCGGCGGAGAGGUUGACGACGAGCCGAGGAGGUCCAGCGUCCAGGAGCCUGUUCUAGAGGUUAACGACGAAGAGGAAGCUGAAAGCGACGAUCUUGAUGAACACUACGUCGAAGCUUGCGACUUUGAGAUUGUUAACGACUUCGACGGCGAUGUUAACGGCGUUACAAGCGAGGUUAACGGCGUUAGAAGCGACGAGAUCGUUGAAGAGAGGGAGGAGGAGAUAGAGGAAGUCGAAGUCCCUGAGGAGCUGAAGCCAAUGAAGGACUACAUAGAUCUUGAUUCGCAUUCACAAACCAAGAAGCCAUCGGUACGACGUAGUUUCUGGUCAGCCGCCUCCGUUUUCAGCAAGAAGCUUCAGAAAUGGAGGCAGAACCAGAAGCUAAAGAAGCGGCGCAACUCCGGCGACCACCGUCCCGGAUCCGCUAGGCUACCGGUGGAGAAACCGAUAGGGAGGCAGCUCCGGGACACGCAGUCGGAGAUCGCCGACUACGGUUACGGCCGGAGGUCGUGCGACACCGAUCCUAGAUUCUCGCUCGACGCCGGAAGAUUCUCUCUCGACGCCGGGAGAUUCUCCGUCGAUAUCGGAAGGAUCUCGGUCGACGACCCUCGGUACUCGUUCGACGAGCCGAGAGCUUCGUGGGACGGGUCUUUGAUCGGACGGACAGUGUUUCCGGCGGCGGCGAGACCUCCUCCUCCGCCGUCUAUGCUUUCGGUGGUGGAGGAUGCGCCGGUGCACCGUCACGUGACCCGAACGGAUAUGCAGAUUCCGGUAGAGGAACCACCUCCACCACCACCACCACAGGUGGUUAAUAAUACAUCCAACAAUGUGUCCGACCCGGUUAUAAUACCGGGCGGGUCAAUCCAAACCCGAGACUACUACACUGACUCAUCCUCCCGAAGGCGGAAGAGUCUCGACAGGUCCAGCUCCAUAAGGAAAACGGUUGUGGCGGAUGUGGACGAGCCAAAGCCGCCAGUAUCAUCAAUAGACACUUACUCAGGAUCACUGAGGGACAACAACUACGGUGUGGAGACGACUGAUAACGGUUUUCUCCGGGACCCGGCGAUCACCGGCGAGAGGAAGGUGAGUAGUAAUGAUAACAACAAGAAGUCGAGACGGUGGGGGAAAUGGAGCAUCUUGGGGCUUAUUUACAGGAAGAGUGUUAACAAGUACGAGGAAGAGGAGGAGGAGGAGAGGUAUAGGAGGUUAAACGGCGGAAUGGUCGAGAGAUCGUUGUCGGAGUCAUGGCCGGAGCUGAGGAACGGAGGAGGGCCGAGGAUGGUGAGGAGUAACAGCAAUGUGAGCUGGCGGAGCUCCGGGGGUGGAAUGGGCAGGAAAGUCAACGGGUUGGAGAGGAAUAAGAGUUCAAGGUAUUCGCCUAAGAAUGGGGAGAACGGAAUGUGGAAAUUUUAUUUGGCACCGAUGAAAGGUAGCCGGAGAAUGAGCGUUGGAGGAGGAGCUGGUGGUGGUGGUGGCGGUGGGUGGGGGAAUGGUCACGGCCAUUCUAUAACGAGGAGUGCUAUGAGGAUGUAUUGAUCAACAUGUUCAUUGGGUGGUUCGGUUAAGGGGUUUAGCUCUUUGAACCGUUUGUUUUUUUGUUGUCAUUUUGCUGGUUUGGUUUAAUUUCGGUGCAAUUGGUUUACUUUAAAAUGUUAAGGGGAGGGGCAUUUCAAACGAAUGACUUGUUGACGUUGUCUAUUAUAACCGGAAUAAACCGCCUUUUAACUA
Molecule: messenger RNA, 8477 nt
Organism: Brassica rapa (field mustard)
Lineage: Eukaryota; Viridiplantae; Streptophyta; Magnoliopsida; Brassicales; Brassicaceae
Product: protein OCTOPUS
Cellular component (GO): plasma membrane
Source: RefSeq, a predicted model, not a curated record